This is a messenger RNA of Iphiclides podalirius (scarce swallowtail), 1179 nucleotides long. The record is from the annotation of a GenBank genome assembly. Lineage: Eukaryota; Metazoa; Arthropoda; Insecta; Lepidoptera; Papilionidae.
AUGUGGUCGACGUUGUGUUGUAUAGUUGUCGCCGCGUUUCUGGCGACAGCGGUAGCUCAGAAUACAGAAAGCAGCGGUGAGUUUUCACCAGCGGUGAAGGCAACAUGCAAGACCGGAGUCAUGUCAAUCAAUAUCGAAUUCAACCAACCGUUUAAUGGGAUUGCCCACGCCCGAGAAUUCAGGACGCCGGCGUGCAUGGCAAUGGGUAACGGUAGCGAGUCUCUGAACUUUGACAUAAGUCUUAUGGCCACGCCCGGCUCACCGGACUAUUGCGGUGUCUUCUGGAACAACCGUACAGAUGAACGAUCGCUGCCUUUGGCUGUUCGUGUGCACCGAACACUGGAGUUGGCGGAUGACAAAUUCUACGUCAUCACAUGCGGAAAGACGGGCUUCAAAAAUUCCAGAAAUGAGACUUCGACAGUAUCGCUUCGGAUGUUGGACGAUAACGGGCGCAAGGUGUUCAACGCCGCCUUCGGAUUGCAUUAUACACUCCGAGCGGAAAUAAGCAAAUCAGAUGGGCUGCACGGCAUCAGAAUGAAAAAUUGCUUCGCAUUUAACAUGCGGAACAACACUGUAGAGCUUUUAGACCAAAUGGGGUGUCCGAUAAAACAAAGUUCGGUAGCGGUCAAAAAUGAAAAUGGUGUGGCGGAAUUGUCAAUUGCCUCGAUGUUCCGCUUUCCCGACUCGUCACAAGUCAACUUCCAGUGUGAUAUCGGUGUCUGCAAAGGCAGUUGCGCUGUGGUCGAUUGUACAAGCGACGGCAGUUCCGAAGCCGGUGAUGAAGAGGGCAGCUUCACAGCCUCCACCAGCGUGUUCGUCCUCGAUCCUAACGAUAGCAACGUGGCCGCUCUUGCGUGUGCUGAGGGCAACGUGCGUCCCUUGUGGCUACUUUACCUCGCCAUCGCACUCGGUGUCAUGUUCCUAGUGAUGCUCCUCAUCAAUUGCUUCCUCUGUACCGCUAUGACGUGUUCGUGUGCUCGGACUGAUGUGAUCGAGAAAGACCCAUCCGUUGUAGAAGAUUACGAUCCCUAUCGUAGCUGGCACGGAAGCCAAUAUGGUAGCCGCUACCCAUCUUCUACCAUCCAUUCGGCAAGGUCUGUAUCAGACAACAGCGACCAUUACGCUAUAGUUCAAUCAAGACCGGGCAGCAGGCACUCUGGCAUGCACAGAAAUAGACAU